Molecule: messenger RNA, 914 nt
Organism: Anopheles bellator
Lineage: Eukaryota; Metazoa; Arthropoda; Insecta; Diptera; Culicidae
Product: chymotrypsin-1-like
Exons: 3
Coding region: 47-832 (261 amino acids)
Biological process (GO): proteolysis
Molecular function (GO): serine-type endopeptidase activity
Source: RefSeq, a predicted model, not a curated record
AGACUGCUGUCGGAGAAACAUACAAGUCGACUUCUUUCGACUCAAAAUGUUUCCACUAGUUGGCGUACUCCUGUUGGUUUUCGCGCUAGUAGAAGCCAGCCCAAUCGACAAUAGGAAAAUAGUGAAUGGCACAGAUGCGUCGAUCGAAGACUAUCCCUUCGUGGUGUCAAUCCGCGGUGCCAGCGGGGGACACUCUUGCGGAGGAAGUAUAUUGAACGAUCGAUGGAUCCUCACGGCGGCCCACUGCGUCGAUUGGACCACUCCCUUGCAGCAGACGGUGCAGGUUGGACGCACCACCAUUUCGUCAGCAGUGGACGACUCCGUCUAUGCCAUCGAGGACGUUGUGAUCCAUCCGGGUUACAACCCGAGCGACAGUUAUGUCGACGAUAUCGCCUUGGUUAAGUUGCGCAAACCGUUGGAGUUUAGUGAGCGAGUCCAGCCGGUCCGAGUGCCGGGGAAUCGCUUUUAUGAGGUGGACCCCCUCGAGACAAACCCCGUAACACUGAUCGGUUGGGGUCGGAAUGCUUCCGAUGGACCAGUUCAAACAACUCUGCAGCAAGUGGACUAUUUCGUCGUGCCCAACGACCAGUGUAACGUAAUUCACAGUGAUCACAUUUAUCCCACGCAGAUCUGUGCCGCGGAACCGGGUGGAGGAAAAGGACAGUGCAGUGGUGAUUCUGGUGGGCCACUGUUGUGGAGCGGCAUGCAGGUUGGCAUCGUGUCUUGGAGCAUCAAACCGUGCACCAUUGCACCAUAUCCUGGCGUACUGACGAAGGUUUCCUACUAUUUGGAUUUCAUAAAUCAAAACACUGGAAAGUACAACACCGCGUAACGUGGGAGACGUAUCGACGCAACCAACGCAUCGGUUGAGCACAAUCCAAUGACCCAUAAUAAAGCUACAUAAAUCUGAAAUG